Molecule: messenger RNA, 4365 nt
Organism: Podarcis raffonei (Aeolian wall lizard)
Lineage: Eukaryota; Metazoa; Chordata; Lepidosauria; Squamata; Lacertidae
Gene: TTC23L
Product: tetratricopeptide repeat domain 23 like
Exons: 12
Coding region: 2174-3430 (418 amino acids)
Molecular function (GO): protein binding
Source: RefSeq, a predicted model, not a curated record
GUUAUCACAGUGGUAAGCUAGAUGCUCAUGGGAAGCCUGCAACCUGAACACACCACCUCUUGCCCCUUCUGCAGCUUCCAGCAAUGGGUGUUUAGAAGCACACUCCCUCUGACAGUGGGGAGAGAACAUGGCCUUAUCUUCCAUGAAUUUUGUCGAAUCCUCUUUGAAAGCCACCCAAGUUGGUGGCCAUUUUUGCCUCUAGUGGGAGCAAAUUGCAUAGUUUGUGUGCUGUAUGAGGAAGCACUUUCUUUUGCCUGUCUUAAAUCCACCAUCUUCACUGAAAGGCCAUGUGAGAGGGAGAAAAACUUCCUUUCUACUUUCUUCAUGCCAUGCAUUAUUUUAUUGACCUCUGUCAGGUCUCCUCUUAACUUUUCUCCAAACAAUAAGCCUCAAAUCUUGUAACCUUUCUCCACUCCCUUGACAAUUUUGGUUGCCCGUUUCUGAACCUUUUUCUAGCUCAACGAUAUCCUAUUUGAUGUGAGGCGACCAGAACUAGGCACACUAUUCCAAGUGCAGUUGCUCCAUGGAUUUGUAGAACGACGACGUGAUAAUCAGCAGUUUUGUUUUUAAAUUUCUUUCCAAAGGAUUGCUAGCCUGGAACUGGCCUUUUCAAAGCUGUUGCUUUGAAGAGGCCAUUCCUUGGGUUCUCUUUGCACACCCAGCCUUCUGAAGCAGUCCUGGUGUAAGUGUGCAAUGUACCUGGGGUGAAUGCUAGGGCCCACCACUGACAAUCACAACUCCCACAGCUCAGCUGGGCUACAGGGAGGAUUAGGGCAGGAAGUUGGGUGCUGCAAUGGUGUGUAGAGUGGAGUCGAGCCCCUAUAGGGCACACUUAAAUCACCAGCACCAUACUGGCCCCUCUCCUGAAACGGGGGAGCAUAAUUAAAAUGGGAAAUGGAGUUGGAUAAAAUGGCUAUGCUGUGGUGAUUCAGGGGUUGAAUCUGAAAUCAAGCUUAGAUGUAAGCUUGUUGGUGUCUCUGGUAUCUUCUCUCACAUCGUGGAUGUUGGCUUUUGUGGCGGAUGCAUGCUCUAUAUUAUUUAAUUAAUACUAUUGCCACAAGUUUGCCAUGUAGAGCAAAGAACUUGGAUAACUAAGAUGGCAGCCUCAGUGAGUUUAGAUGCCAUUCUGUGCUGCUCAUCACCUCUGGGAGGCCAUAAGGGACUUAGAUGGCAGCCCAGUGGCAACACUGAGCGAAAAUACAGUCUCACGGGCCUGUAUUGCUGGCGCCAUUAGACCUUGUCAUAAGCACAUCUGGGGCACAGCAAUAUAAUUAAAAUGGCGGCACCUGUGAGUACAGGUCCUGCACAUAGGCACAGAGGUCUGCUUGAUGCCAAGCAAGGAGCCUGCCCACCAACUACACACUUUACACACUAGCUUUCCUGUUUAGUGUGGAUGUGUAUACACACAGAGAUUAGAUGGGGGGGUGUAUACAUACAUACACAAACACACACACUUUUGAGCUGUAAAACAGAAUAGGACAUUCCCAGGUGGUUUCCCCUUCCUUGGGAACUCUGGGAAUUGUAGGCCUGUGAGGAGAAUAAGGGUCUCCUCACAACUCUCAGCACCCUUAACGAAUUACAGUCCACAAGAUUAAUUGGGGAAAGCCAUGGCUUUUUAAAAAGUGGUAUUAUACUGACCCAAACGUUCAGGUGUGAAUGUGGUAAAGUGUUGGGACUGUAGAAUCUGGGCCGGGACUUCAGCUCACCCACAAGGCUCACUAGAGCUGCUGCAUUGAGAUGUGGGGUUUGUUGUUAAGUUUUCCUGGUAAUAACGUUGGCACUUCUGCCUUGAUUUCUAAAGCUUUCUUUUACACUGCAGUGCCUGUUACAUUACAGAGCUGUGGCCAUUUAGAAUUUUAAAUUGUGGAAAAGAACUGUGUGCCCCAAUGGUUGUCACCAUGAAAUUACAAUGCAACACUCGAACACAAAACUUUCCGAGCUAAUAGGAUUGCAAACACAUUUGCUUUCUGGAAACAACACUCAAAUUCAUGCUAAAUUUCCACUAAGUCCCACCAGGUUUCCAGAAGAGCCUUUUAUGUCCUGUGAGAGAUCCCACAACACAGAGAAAAGAUCAGAAAAUUCCCUUAUUCCAGCGCCAUUUCCUGCUGCUAUCCUGGAUUGUUAGAUAUCCCGUAGACUGUCCCCGGGACAGGAAAAGCUGUGCUCAGAUGAAAUGAGCAGCGACCGUGAAGAAAACGAAAUGUGGUCCGAGCUUCUGGCUACACCAGCAACCAAGUUAAUGCAAGCGCAAGAAAGGGCAGAAAGGUUUGCAGAAGAAAAAGAGGCACAUAAAGCCUGCAGGGAACUGGUUCAAUGUACAGCUCUGGCGAGAAUUGUCUAUGGAAAUGGGCACUGGAAGUUGGCAGAGGCACUCGCUAAUCUUGCUCAUGGUUACCUUACCCUUCAAGGUCUUCCCAUUCAGGCUUUGCACCAUUCAAAUGCAGCCAAAUGCACCAUAUUUGCAGGUGGAGGCGCCCCUCCAGCAUCUUCAGACGAAAAAGGAGAGUUUCUGAGCACGCUUGUGACAAUCUACUAUACUUUGGGUGCAUCUUAUUUGAUGCAGAAAAAUGGCAAAGAAUCCUACUGCAAUCUGCAGAAAGCUGAAAGGAUUAUGGAAGAACUGAGAGGGACGGAUUGGAGAGGGACCCAGGCUCCUGAACUUAAAGUAUCUGAGAGAGAGCUUCUUGCAGCGCUGGGCAGGGCAAGUUUGCAGCAAAACAAGUUAGAGUUGGCAGCCAGGCAUUUUGAGAAGGCAAUUGAUGCUGUAAUUUCAGCCAAAGGAGAGAUGUCUCCAGAACUGAUAAACCUCUAUCAGAAGAUAGCCCAAACUGAGCAAGCAAAGGGAAACCAUGAAAAAUCCAUGGGGUAUUUGUUACAGGCCCACUCCAUGUCACUAGCUCUGUACAAGAAACCCAGUGCCGAAGUUGCCUCAACAGCAUGGUUACUGGGGAAGGCUUAUGCUGCAACUGGAGAAGAAAAGCAUGCAGAGGCUGCUGAAAUGUACUUCCGUGAGAGUCUUGAGGCCUACAAGUCAGCACUGGGGACGAACCAUUCUCGGACAAUCAGUGCCCUAGAAGACUUCAGUAAAUGGCUUGGGCGAGUAGGGAAAAGAAAGCAGGCCUAUGACUUACUCAAAGAGUCAUUUAUAUCUCAGUCUGAUCCCUGCAGUGAUUUUAAUGAACAAGCAAUUGAAAGAUUGUAUAUUAUGGGCUGCAUCUGCCUAGCAGAGAUGAAGAUAAGGGAGGCCUUUCAGCUGCUCAGUAAGUGUGAACAGAUCCAGGUUGCUAUCUAUGGCUCCCGUCACAGGAAAUCAAAAAAGAUACGAGAGCUCCUGGACAUGCUGAAGAUGGUUCCUGCUGUACAUGAAGGGACCAACAACAUGAAACAGAAGAGAGAGACACUGCUAUGCUGCUCAAUCCCUGAUCUCUAGACAAACGGCAAGACCUAGUCACUGGAAACAAGGAAAUAUAUCCCUAAUGCACCGUGAGAAAAGCAAGGCUGCAACACUCAGGUUAUUAGGUAAUUAUGUCAUAGCCUGUAGCCCAAUUGUGAAUAUUAACUGUACAUGGAAAGAUGCUUUGCCCUGGUGCUGCUUUUAGAUGGAAUGGGCAUUCAGAGAGCCCUAGCACAAGAAAAUGAUCCAGGUCCUCCAAGCAUAGUCCUAUAUCUGCAUUUUUUGAUGUUCCUUCUUCCUGCCCACAACCGUGAAGGAAUACAGGGGGGAUAUAUGAAGGACAGUUUUGCAGAUUUCUGGGGACACUGUUUCCCCGACAUCAAGUAAGGUUGUGACCAGGAACCCAAUGAAUUAAUGUGUAACAUGUGAAUAGGAGGGAAAUCAAGGCCCAAAUGUAUAGUCCCGUACUAGAUCCAGAAAUAUUGCCUAUUGGCAUAAAUAUUGUCAAGCAUGCCUCCUUGUUUCUAGGUCCCAUCCAAUGUAAGCCCCAGCCAGCAUGGUCAAUGGUCAGGGAUAAUGGGAGCUGUAAUCCAGCAAGAUCUGAAAGGCCAGAGGUUGGGGGAAGCAGCUGUACACCUCCCAGAAAUUGCCAGCUUCUGAUCCCCUGCCCAACUUCCACAGGGCACAUAAAAUAUACUUAGGGUAACGAUUAGGAAAAGUUGCAUUCCUCUGUGAUAAGUACUGUUUCCAAUGAAAGACAUCAGAAUGGUCAUUCUAUAUUUCUUGCCAAAAAAGCUUCACCAUACACAAUGACUCUUUCCAAACAUGCCAAGAGGCCAAAUAGUCCAUUGCAAUAGAUUUUGCCUCUAAAACAGAGGUAAGUAAAUCUCACAACUGGUUGUCCAAGCUUUCAUUCAUUGUUUUACAGCUGAGCAUCCAAUAUGGCUUUUCAUAAAGGGGGAACAAAAUAA